Pseudo-nitzschia multistriata is the source of this 1119-nucleotide messenger RNA. The record is from the annotation of a GenBank genome assembly. Lineage: Eukaryota; Bacillariophyta; Bacillariophyceae; Bacillariales; Bacillariaceae.
ACAUCAUUCAACAUGGGGUCCUCUCAGUCCGUUCCUAGUACAUCCGAGAUCACUUAUGCAUCCGAUCACGCUUCCAACGUGAAGGAGUAUAAAGCUAGUACUAAGAACGGACCGAAAACUCAACCCAUGGAACAAACCAACCAGAUCUCCAUCAUUUCCGAGAAUGAAGAUUCCGACUUCUCGGUUGUGAGCGCCGAAUCCGAUUACUCCUCCGAUGAGGACGAAGAUUUCGACUCGGACGACGAUGGUACGUACGAAUGAUGAUGAUACUCAUGUUGAUAAGAUCUUUACUAUGAACCGUUCCACGAUUGAUUCGGCAUUGGCUCGUCUGACCUUCUCACGUUGCAUUGGUUUCAUCAAUCCUUCAUCCUAAAUCCGCAACAGAAGACGAGGCUGAGCGUCGCAUGAUCUUGGAAGAAGCCAGACAACUCAAAGAGAUGGCUGGAUUCUUCUUGCGCCCAGAAGCCCCUGUAGCAAGCGAUCCCACGGCCUGUGCCCGUUGCUACUUUUCUCGUUACUCGGCCCCUACCGCUUCCGAAGGUGAAUUGGAAGACGAAAUGGAACGCAAGCUCAUCUUGGCAGAUGCCAAGAACCUCAAGGAGCUUGCCGACUUUUACCUGCACCCCGAAAAGCCUGUGGUAUCCACCGACGCUACUGCUUGUGGAAGAAACUUCUUCACUCGCCCUUCUGCUCCCGAGUAUGAGGAUGAUGAAGAUGACAUCGACGAGGAACGAGAGCUCAUCCUUGAAGAGAUGAAGCAAUUGAAGACCACUGCUGGAUGGUACAUGCAUCCAGAGAAGCCAGUUGCAGUUGACUCCACUGCCUGYGGAAGAAACUUCUUCACCCGACCUUCAGCUCCUAUCUCCGAGGACGAAGAGGAACGYGAGCUCAUCCUUGAAGAGAUGAAGCAAUUGAAGACCACUGCUGGAUGGUACAUGCAUCCAGAGAAGCCAGUUGCAGUUGACUCCACUGCCUGUGGAAGAAACUUCUUCACCCACCUUCAGCUCCUAUCUCCGAGGACGAAGAGGAACGUGAGCUCAUCCUUGAAGAGAUGAAGCAAUUGAAGACCACUGCUGGAUGGUACAUGCAUCCAGAGAAGCCAGUUGCAGUUGACUCCAC